Molecule: messenger RNA, 1394 nt
Organism: Danio rerio (zebrafish)
Lineage: Eukaryota; Metazoa; Chordata; Actinopteri; Cypriniformes; Danionidae
Source: RefSeq, a predicted model, not a curated record
CCCCAUACAUGGCACCGAACAUAUUAAAACGUCAUGUUGUUUUUACACUGUACUGAAGCGUGAGUCAGAUGAAGAGAAAGCAUAAGAGUUUCGAUUAAGAUCGCUGCCUUCUCCACACAAGUGGUGCUCGCUGCACAUACCUCUGCUCUGCUGCUUGUUUGUGUGUCUGUCGAUUUUUACCCACGGCCACUUGCGUCUCCACCUGCACCACUUGGGUCUGAGAGCAGUCCUUCAUAGAAAGCAAUCGUCGGAAACUGAACGGGAAACUGAACGGUUCAAUCAGCGGCAUAUUGUGAGCGCGGAUGAGGUGUCUGUAAUCAUGCUUGUCUCCAGUCACUUCAUGAUCACUAUUACUGUCAUAUCGUAUUUUUAUAGGAGCGGGGCAGAAGACACGAGGCCACUGAGUUGGAGGGUGGAUGUGGAUUCGAUUGCUGUCGCCGGAUGCCAAGAGGUUACACUAGCUACAUGCACAGUGAUCAGUGAGAAGACGGCUGCUCGGGUGUCAUGGCGUUUGGGAUCUUUGUCUGAUUCUUUGAAACCAUCAUCCAAUAAUGUGCAACAUCUGGAUGGGAUUUUCACGGUCUCAAGCAGUCUGAUUGCUGUGCCAACUGUUCAGAUGAAUCAACAGCUUGUCCAGUGUGUGAUCACGCAUGAUACACGGAAAGCCGAGAUAGAAAUCGAUCACAGGAUCAAAGUACACUAUCCACCUCAGCUGGUCACUGUGACGCCUUUCAAUGAUCCCUCUUAUGCUGAAGUGUUUCAGUGUGAGGCAGAUGCUAAUCCUCCAGCAACAGACUUCACAUGGCACAGUAGCAAGCACGUGACUAUCCCAAAUGAUGCCAUUGAAAUCAAAGGAAAUAAACUCUACUUCUUGAAACUGUCCUCUGACCUCAAUGGAGUGUAUUUCUGUAAUGCUUCAAACAUGUACGGCGCAGGAGUCGGCUCUCUCUUCUGGCAUCAAGGAAAAAAGACUGAAGACUACCAUUCUGAGCUUUGAGUCAUUUGAUCAAUUCAAGGCAAAUUAUGAAGGAGCCAUGGGAUACGUGUCAAUAUUUUCAUCACUUCACCUGCAGCCUUUCUCAUGCCAGUAACCGGGCUGGAGUGGGACUCAUUUUCAGCAUUGGAGUUUUUUGUACUAACAACUUCUUUUUUAAAUUUUGAGUUAUUUGAUACGGUAUGAUCCAACUAAUGUUUAUGGAAUGUUUCACAUUAUUGCAUUACAAACAUAUUCAGAAAAGUUAAGGUUAUUAGUUACCAUAACUUAUAGUUACUAAUUAUGUAGUAACUACUAGCUUUUAACAGUUAAAGUUAUAUAUAAACAUAAUUAACCUGCAGUUAUAUAGUAUAUAGGUAAUGUCUAUAUGUGUACAUGUUUAAUAAAGUGUAUUUCUGUA